CUUUUCAUGGUUGUACAAAGUAAAGUAGUACUGGAUGUACUACCGGCGGUUAUAUCAUAUAUGUUUUGUAACUAUUUCAUUUAUUGUGGAAGAAGAAGCAGAUGAAAAUAUGGAAUAAUUGGGAUCGAAUAAUCUACAAACAACUACUCUCCGGUCAGUCCGGAUUAAUUCAUUUUGUUUAUAUUCAAAUGUAUAAAGUAUAAGGAAUAGGCGUCUAGGCCUAGGUGAAGUCGCCGAAGUAGGCCCAUACUAUUGCUAGUAUUAGUAGUAUACUAUACUAUGUGGUGUCUUGUAAAAAAAAUGUAAAUUAAAUAGUAAUUUAAGUCUUGUAAUUAUUAAUAUUAAUUGUGUUUUUUAUGUGACUUUAUUAUUAUUUGUUAAAGUUCACUUUUUUUAAAUUUUAGUAGUAGGCUAUAGUAGGCCUAGGCUAGUAUGCCUAUGCCUAUACUAAUAAAAAAAACUUAGUCUAUCUAUACUAUAGUCUACUAUACUAUACUAUAGUAUAUCUAAACUCUAGAAUAAUAUAGCCCUACACUUGUUUUAAUAAUAAGUCUACUAUUACUAUUAGUUUAUUUAAAUCAGGAAAGAGGAGAUGGCAAAGGAAGGUUGGAAAGUCACUAAAUCAAACUCAACUGAGGUAGCCUACUCAAGCUCAGUGUUAUUAAUACUAAUAAUAAUACUUUUACUAUUUCUGAAAUCAUUAUUAAUUAAUCCAUGUAUGGAUUGGGUUAUCGGAAAGGCAUGGAGGUUCCCCAGGUCAACUAUUGGCCAUAGUUCAAUAUGUCAAAAGCUUUCCUUUGGUAGCUCUGGACUCUGGAGUGUAAAAUUGUUUAUUUGAUAUAACUAUAUGUUUUUUUCUACACAUUUUUUUGUUUUUGUCUUGAAAAAAAAGAAGGGGGGAGAAAAUCGUGGUGAAAUGAAUGGCAACCUGUACUGUGUUGGGGUAUGAGCAAGUUUUAUUUUCCUUAUUAAAGCAGACCUGCCAACCCUUCGCCUUCCGAUUUAGUCGGAAUUAUACUGAUUUUUUUACCCCGACAAACCCCUUAAAAUUCCAAUUUUUCUAACUUUAUAAUUUUCACUCGUCAUAAAAAUGUGAAAGCGACAACAAAAAAACUGGUACGACAGGAAGUGUAGCAUUUGUUUUUACGAAGUGUCUACAUGAAUAAGUGAAUAAGUUCUCAAGAUAUUUGUCCGGCCACUAUUAUAUAUUUGACCAAAUCACAUGAACAGCGCAACAAAGUUGCACAAGAUAUUUGUCCGUCAGUCUUGUCAUGUGACCACUAAUUGUCACUAAGAGUUUACGUUACUUCAUUUUAACAAAUUCAACAUAUUCUGAACAUUUACAUGAAAAAGAAAUAUGUUCAAUUUUACAAAAGAAUACUAGAACCAUUGCUGGUAUAUAUAAUUAACACUUGGUUAAAAAGUGACAAUGUUUUAUAUAAAGCGUGGCAUGCCCAACCAAUGAAUAUCUCCUGCACUAUUUGUCCGGUCGCCUGACGCAUAGACACUGACUUGUUUUUAGCGAACCGAACUGCAAUCUCCAAAUCAUUCUUAAAUCAUCAAUUAAUCCGAUCGUGAUUCAUCCUAUUUUACAAGGCUAAAAAAUAAAGCUACUCUUAAUUAAAUGGUUAAAUCGAUUGAAAGUGGUGGGUACAAUGAUAUAAAUAAACAUAUAAAAAUAUUUUAACCCCAAAAAAAAAACAUACAACUGCAGCUAAAAGUAAAAGUAAUCCAUGUCUAGUUAAAAGUUUCUUUGCUAAGGAAUCGGACGAUUCAGUUAUCAGAUCUUUUUUUUUACCACCUUAAUAUUGACGGAAAUAUUUCUCUAGCCAACUCUGAUCGUUUUAAUGUCAGAGUCAAAGAAAUGUUUUCAGACUCGCAGAUUGCUAGAAGAUUGUGAAGAAAAAUUACAAUGAAACAAGAGCAAGUAUGAAAGCUGAUACUCUUUCUAACUUGCUUGUAACUAAAAUCAAUUGCAAUGGUAACCUUCACAUGUCCAAAGAGCUGUUGGACAAGUGCAAAAGGGCACUGGUGAUAUACUGGAAAACUGAACUCUUAACAGCCUGUGUACACAUGGUAAAUAAAAUGGAUCUUCUGUCCUGUAAUGUAUAUAUCUGUAUAUAAACAUUUCCAGUAAUUUUUUCUCAUGUUCUGUGGGCUCUUCAAAGACUAUGGAGAUAACUUUAUAUUUCUUUAUUUACUAAAAAUGGUUUGGGAAUUAGUUUAUAGAUCUUAAACCAGCGUCUGCGCCCCCCACCUUUGCAUGCUCCGCCCUACAGAUUUUUUUUUCUUGGUAGGUUGGCAGGUCUGUUAAAGACUUUUUUAUACUCACAUUUCCAUCUUGUUUGAUUUUUGUCUUUUUUUUUUCGUUGAUACUGGUACACAAGGUUGGUUCAUUGUCUGUCUGUUUGGCCUGAGAUGAUGACACAUAGUUAUAGCUCCAAAACGCAGCAUGGAGAAGAGGGGUGAGGUAGUGAGAGAAAGAAGAAAAGGUUAUUUUAAAAGAAAAAUCCUACCACUUGCAUUUUGGAAAUUAGACUGUCAAUAAAUUCUACUUUCUAUUUGUAAGCCUUAGUAAGCAGCUAAGUCACUUUAACUGGGGUUUUGUAUGCAUUCAAUGUUAAUGAAAAAUUAAACUUUUAAAAAAGACUUUCUUUUGAAGACAAGUUUAAGCGAACAAAAAAAGCGGAAAUAAUUUUUUUAAAUUUAUUCAAACAUAUUUUAGUUUAUUCUACAUUUAAUUGGAUUCCUUUAGCUUCAUAGAGUGCAGCACUACCCUUCUGCACAUACUAGCAUAGUGAAUUUUAAGAAAAUUGUUUUUUAUUUUUUAGUUUGCUUUUUUUUUUUAAGUUUAAUUUUUUAAUAUUUAUUUUGAACUAAACCUUGUAAGUUGAAUUUUUUUUUUUUUAAAGAAUGGCACAUGUCAUUUUAGUAUAUUUUAUUUUAACUUUAUUGAUCAUCAGGUUUAGUUUAUGAUGCCAAUAAUGAUCAGUGAAGAGCAGGAAAGUUAUCACACGCAACUUUAUCUGUCAAGUCCAACAUUUGAUCUAUUCACCUUAAGUCCAUUGUUGGGAUUCCCCAAAUUGGUGUCACUUUGUUAGGGUGAGAAAAUUCUUGGCAAAACACAUACCGCUAACCAAAUCUUUACCCCAUGGCCCAUAGGCCGUUAUGACUUAAUUGGGUCAAGUUGGGUGUGAAUAUUUUAGUUUGAUACAUAUCAGAGAACAUUAUUUAGAGAUAGCAACAUCUUUGUGAAAGUCAAAGAGUUUUUGGAGUAAUUCAAUAAGUAUUGAGUAUUAUAAAAGAGGACAUGUGCAGUGGAGGAGAUUUUAUGCUCUUGAGAAGUGGGGUCCUUUCCAUGAAUGGAGCCUUAUGAGGGGAGAAGAGACAUUAUUGGGACUGGCUGACCAAAGUGAGAUGUAUGUGAAUUUGUGAGAAAAUAGUUAUGUUAGAGCCAGGAUAGUUUUACAUAAAUGUUGUAUCUGAAAUUCUCUACAGGUUGCCGUUGAAAAAAAAAAAUUUUUAAGAAAUUGAAGCAAUUUUAUUUUUUGUUUCAGAAGUUGUAAAUUCACUUUCACCAUACAUCAUGAAGUUUAAAUGGCAGUACUUUAUCAAACUAUUUGGACUUAAACCAAAGAAUCCACCAUCUGGUGUUUAUGUAAGUGUUAAUGUACCGGUACCUAAGAGGAGGAAAUUGUCAUCAGGACUGUCAAGGCAUUCAACCAAGGCUGUUAUUAAAGUUAGCAUUUGGACUUUAGUCACAUUGUUGCUUGCUUUCCUUUUGAUAUACACAAUUUUAUUGGCAUAUGUUGACACACAUCUUCACCCUUCCAUAAUAACUUCACCAGGAGUUUAUAAAAAAGUAAAAUUUCAAGGCAGAUAUUCUUUAGGAAUACCAAAGCAAAAACCCAACAACUCCUUGACUAUUAAUAUACUUGAUGGAAAAAAGGUCAAGUCUGUGUGGAAUUCCAGUUCAUAUUAUCUGGAAAAUGAACCUUUGCCAAAUUGUAAAUGGCAAACUAUUUUUCGUGUUAUUGUAGCAUCUGCUGUUGAAAAUACUGGUCGCAGGAAGGAAAUAAGGAAUACUUGGUGCAACCCUGAGAGGUUCUCCUCAAUGCCAGACCAUGCCUGGCAUUGUAUUUUCUUGGUAGGAAAGCCAGAUAAUGAUGAUUCUCUCUUUCUUCUCAACAAGGAAAAGAUGCAGUAUAACGAUUUACUUGUUGGAAACUAUGCAGAUUCGUAUCGGAAUCUGACACUUAAGGUAAUACAUGGAUUUAACUGGAGUGCAAACUACUGCCCUAGCUCUUACAUUAUCAAAACCGAUGAUGACUGUUUUGUCAACACAGGGCUGCUUCAUGAGUUUCUGCUCCACCAUAAUGAUAAAACUAGUGGUCUAUAUGCUGGUAGAGUAUUUUUUGAUUCUGAAAUGUUGCAAGUUAUUCGAGGGGAUUCUAAUAGAUGGUCAGUGCCAUAUGAUCAGUACCCAGAUAAAUUUUAUCCUCCCUAUGCCAGUGGUCUGGGGUACAUAAUUUCUACUGAUGUGGUAAAGAAAUUGGUGCAUGAAAGUCAGUAUGUGAUUCCUUUUGCCAAUGAGGAUGCUUAUAUUGGAGUUGUCAUGUCAAAGAUAGGCAUUAAACCAAUAACCAGCAAUAGGUUUUUGCUUGGCUCAACUGGAUUGUCUCUCUGCAACUUCCGUUAUCUUUUUAUUGUUCAUGGUGUUGAAAAAGACCAGCAAUCUGUUUUAUUAAGAAAGGCAUUGGAAGCACCAGUCAGCUGUAAUCGGCCACUUAUAACAUCCUGGAGCUAG
Messenger RNA from Lymnaea stagnalis (great pond snail), 4807 nucleotides. NCBI's taxonomy places the organism in Eukaryota, Metazoa, Mollusca, Gastropoda, Lymnaeidae. The record is from the annotation of a GenBank genome assembly.